This is a messenger RNA of Cucurbitaria berberidis CBS 394.84, 1083 nucleotides long. RefSeq names its product alcohol dehydrogenase-like protein. Gene Ontology annotation, molecular function: oxidoreductase activity. NCBI's taxonomy places the organism in Eukaryota, Fungi, Ascomycota, Dothideomycetes, Pleosporales, Cucurbitariaceae. The transcript is spliced from 3 exons. The record is from RefSeq and is a predicted model, not a curated record. The coding region runs from base 1 to 1083 and encodes 360 amino acids.
AUGGGCUCCGUCGAUAUCCCCAAGAAAUACAAGGCCGCUGUCUACGACAAGCCCGGGUCUAUCUCGACUAAGAUUGAGGAGCUGGAUAUGCCUGAGCCGGGCGCGGGACAGGUCUUGAUUAAUUUAACGCACUCUGGCGUCUGCCACUCCGACAUGGGCGUCAUGAUGAACUCGUGGUCUAUCCUGCCCUUCCCCACACAAGCAGGCCAAGUAGGCGGGCACGAGGGCGUGGGCAAGAUUGUCAAGAUGGGCCCCGGCACCGACGGCGCAGCGGUCAAAGUAGGAGAUCGCGUGGGCAUCAAGUGGAUGUCUGGCAUUUGCGAAGCGUGUGAAGCGUGUCGGGCGGGCAUGGAUGCGAACUGCUUCAGUGGGAAAAUCUCGGGAUACUACACCCCCGGCACCUUCCAGCAAUACGUCCUGUCCCCCGCGAACUACGUCACGCCCAUCCCGGACGGCCUCGACUCGGCCGCCGCCGCGCCCCUGCUCUGCGCAGGCGUAACCGUCUACGCCGCCCUGCGCAAGACAAACGCCGACUCGGGCAACUGGGUCGUCGUCUCGGGCGCAGGCGGCGGCCUGGGCCAUCUCGCCGUGCAGUUCUCUGCCCGCGGCAUCGGCCACCGCGUCAUCGGCAUCGACCACUCGAGCAAAAAGGACCUGGUGCUCGACUCGGGCGCAGAGCACUUCAUCCCCGUCGACGGCACGGCGUCGGUCGUGGAUGCCGUCAAGGAGCUCACCAGCGGCCUGGGCGCGCAUGCCGUCGUCGUGUGCACGGCGAACAACGCUGCGUACGGCCAGGCGGUCGAGCUGCUGCGGUUUGGCGGGCGUGUGGUCUGUGUUGGGAUCCCCGAGGGCGAUGUGGUGCCGAUCCAGUCUGCGAAUCCGGGACUGCUGGUUGGCAAGGCGCUGCAGAUUGUGGGGUCGGCCGUGGGGACGCGGAAAGAGGCGAUUGAGACGAUGGAGUUUGCCGCCAGGGGGCUGGUCAAGACGCACUUUCGCACCGAGAAGAUGGAGAAGCUCAACGAUGUGUUUAACGAGAUGUUUGAGGGCAAGCUCAAGGGGCGGGUCGUGCUGGAUUUGUCGUAG